AAUUUUCUUUCCCGAAAGGUACAAUACAUUGUUGCUUGUUUUUGAGCUCCCUACACAACCACUUGCCCUUUCACUUUAUUGUUUUUACUCUUGUUGCUGCUGCUGCUGCUAGCAUUGAUGCUGUUCUAGUUAGAAUCCAAUUCCCGAAGAAAGAAGGAAAAGGAAAGUUCACUUCUUCCAGGUUACAUGGAAGAGGGAGAUGAGUAUCGUCGUUGGGAUGAAUUGAUACCAGAUGCCCUUGGGCUAAUUUUCCGCAAUCUUUCUCUCCAGGAGAUACUAACCAUGGUCCCAAGGGUUUGCAAAUCAUGGAGCAGAGCCGUUUCAGGGCCAUAUUGCUGGCAAGAGAUCAACAUUGAGGAAUGGAGUACUAGGUGCCAUCCUGAUCACCUUGAUCGCAUGCUUCAAAUGUUGAUCACGAGAAGCUGUGGAUCCCUCCGCAAACUCUGUGUCUCUGGACUCCACAAUGAUACAAAUUUCUCAUUCCUUGCAGACCAUGCUGGUUCCCUCCAGACAUUGCGGAUUCCGAGAAGUGAUAUUAGUGAUUCGAUAGUUGAACAGAUUGCUGGAAGGCUUUCCACUGUCACUUUCUUGGAUGUGAGCUACUGUAAUAAAAUUAGUGGGCGUGCUUUAGAGGCAAUCGGAAAGCAUUGCAAAUUGCUUGUGGGGCUGUGCCGGAAUAUGCACCCAUUAGAUACAGAAGGCUUGGAAGCCCAAGAUGAUGAGGCUUAUGCCAUUGCCACCACGAUGCCUAAGCUGAAGCGCUUAGAAAUGGCUUACCAUCUUGUUAGCACAGAAAGUUUAUUGCAGAUCCUUUCAAGCUGUACAAAUCUUGAGUUUAUGGAUUUGAGAGGAUGCUGGAAUGUGAACCUUGAUAACAAGUUCUUCAAGGAGAAGUUCCAAAAACUGACAGUAUUGGGGCCUCUUGUAAUGGAGGACUAUUAUGAGGCAAAUGAUUGGGAAGAAGAUUGCUCCGAAUAUUCAGAUGAUUCCGAUUACUUGGCCUGGGGAUUUUUAGCUGGUGACGGGGGAGACUAUGACGAUGACGAGAGUUAUGAUGAGAUGUGGGAUGAUGAGGGAAGGCUGGAGGAACUUGAGCUCAGGUUCUAUGAAGGAGCAGAUGCUGGACUGUACGGUUGGCCUCCAUCUCCAUAGGUUCAGUUUCCACUCUUAUCUUAUUGUUCACUUUUCCUGUUUGUAGCACUAAAUACCUCCACCUUCAUGCCGUAUGGAUAUAACUGUUUCGAUAGGGAUGAAGUUGUAUGCUUUAUGUCACCCCCUUGUUAUCUGAAUUUUAAGGAAAAGCGACGUGUUGCAAAUUUGCAAUGA
Messenger RNA from Populus nigra (black poplar), 1326 nucleotides. Its product is annotated as F-box protein FBW2. Bases 187 to 1152 code for a protein of 321 amino acids. The record is from RefSeq and is a predicted model, not a curated record. The transcript has 4 exons. Lineage: Eukaryota; Viridiplantae; Streptophyta; Magnoliopsida; Malpighiales; Salicaceae. Gene Ontology annotation, molecular function: protein binding.